Pipistrellus kuhlii (Kuhl's pipistrelle) is the source of this 1121-nucleotide messenger RNA. It is a transcript of the gene ZNHIT1, whose product is annotated as zinc finger HIT-type containing 1. Gene Ontology annotation, cellular component: Swr1 complex. Gene Ontology annotation, molecular function: nucleosome binding. The transcript has 5 exons. Bases 405 to 890 code for a protein of 161 amino acids. Lineage: Eukaryota; Metazoa; Chordata; Mammalia; Chiroptera; Vespertilionidae. Gene Ontology annotation, biological process: chromatin remodeling. The record is from RefSeq and is a predicted model, not a curated record.
GACCUCUCGGGCCGCCCACUCAAGCCUGCUCAUAGUCUUUGGGAGUCCCUUCAGUCAUCUUCACGCCCCGGGAGAAGCUCCAGUGGCUGCCUUUGUGACAAUGGCAUGUAAAGAAGGACCAAAGGAAAAUGAUGUUUCUCGAAAGACCACGGGCACCACAUCUUUAAAACGUCCCAUUUCAGGGUUCCCGCAAAAUACAAAGCUACUCUAAGGCCGGAAGUACUUUUGCCCCUAUAAAAUAUGGCAGAAAGCGUGCUCAUCUCCAAGGGAACAUCAUGUAAUUAGUCAAGGCGUAAUAUUGCGCACGCGUAGAAGCGCGCGUCGCCGGAAGUGAUGUGCCCUUAGUGAAGCGGCUGGCGUAGGACGCGUGCGUAACUGGCUCUUCCGUCAGCUGUGUUGUGGAAAUGGUGGAGAAGAAAACUUCGGUUCGCUCCCAGGACCCUGGACAGCGGCGGGUGCUGGACAGGGCCGCUCGGCAGCGGCGUAUCAACAGGCAGCUUGAGGCCUUGGAGAAUGACAACUUCCAGGAUGACCCCCACGCAGGACUCCCCCAGCUUGGCAAGAGACUGCCUCAAUUUGACGAUGAUGCAGACACUGGAAAGAAAAAGAAGAAAACUCGAGGCGAUCAUUUUAAACUUCGCUUCCGGAAAAACUUUCAGGCCUUACUAGAGGAGCAGUCUCCCCCUUUGUAUCUGCAGAACCUGAGUGUGGCCGAGGGACCCAACUACCUGACAGCUUGUGCGGGACCCCCAUCCCGGCCCCAGCGCCCCUUCUGCGCUGUAUGCGGCUUCCCCUCUCCAUACACCUGCGUCAGCUGUGGCGCCCGGUACUGCACUGUGCGCUGUCUGGGCACCCACCAGGAAACCAGAUGCCUUAAGUGGACGGUGUGAGCCUGGGUAUCCCUGGAGAGGAAGGCCCUCUGUGCAUCAGCCUGUCCUCAGAAAGGACAUCACAGGAAUGAAAGGUGCUCUCCUGGACCAAGAGAGGAACUGUUCAUUCACCCAACAACCUUGUGUCUUAUCCUCCAGAGACCAGGCUUACUCCCAGGGAUGUGGCAGGGAAGUGGGCCACCCCCCAGGGUACUGUCAUAAUAUUAAUAAAAGGUCUUAUGUGAGGAGGCA